AUGGAAGAACAUCGCAAAUGAAAAAGAAGACUCGACUACAAGUCACAUUUGUGUUUGGAUCGCUGAGACUGGCGUUUGUGUAGACGGUGGACAACAACUGGACUUCGGUUUCGUCGUGUUUGUGUUCUCGAUUUUCAUCAGCUCCAAGUGAAUAUUUGAUAGACCAAAUAUGGUUGUAAUUGUUAAAUUUGCCCGUGCCUUGCAACAGUCGCAAAGGAUUUUCCAAGCGGCCAAACAUUUGCAAAAUGUCCGGCAAUUCAGUGUUUCAACGCUAUUGAAUGCAGAACGCCGUUAUACCGAAAAACACGAAUGGGUUUCCGUUGAUGGCCCCUCUGCCUCUGUGGGUAUUUCCAAAUACGCCCAAGAAGCUUUGGGUGAUGUUGUCUUUGCCCAGCUGCCAGAACCCGGCACUGCCUUCAAGCAAGGUGAUGAAUGCGGCGCCUUGGAAAGUGUAAAAGCCGCCAGUGAAGUCUAUUGUCCUGUCAGCGGUGAGGUCACCGAAAAGAACAGUAAAGUUGAAGAUACUCCCGGUUUGAUUAAUACUCACACCUACACAGAUGGUUGGCUCUUCAAAAUCAAACUCUCAAACCCCGCCGAGCUGGAUAAACUCAUGUCCGAGGAACAAUACAACAAAUAUCUCGAAGAAUCAGAUCAUUAAAAACAGUCCAACCACAAGGCUAAUUAUAACAUAUUUAUUAUUAUAAUUUGUUAUAUUUGAUUAUGCGUGUCAAAAGUUCAAAUUGAAGCUCGCAAACAGUGGGGGCUCUCUGUCAAGCUAUAGCUAGUGUCUUGUUAUUGUAAUUACAAAAAAAAACAAAAAACAAAAAGAAAGUCUUUAUCACAUUUUUUUUCUACAUGUAUAUUUUUAAUUAUAGAAUUAAUAUGCCUUUAAUAAUAAAUUAUAUUUGAAAAGAAAA
Molecule: messenger RNA, 917 nt
Organism: Musca domestica (house fly)
Lineage: Eukaryota; Metazoa; Arthropoda; Insecta; Diptera; Muscidae
Gene: ppl
Product: glycine cleavage system H protein, mitochondrial
Exons: 3
Coding region: 170-658 (162 amino acids)
Biological process (GO): protein lipoylation; glycine decarboxylation via glycine cleavage system
Cellular component (GO): mitochondrion; cytoplasm; glycine cleavage complex
Source: RefSeq, a predicted model, not a curated record